Fusarium graminearum PH-1 is the source of this 1250-nucleotide messenger RNA. RefSeq lists its product as uncharacterized. The transcript is spliced from 4 exons. Gene Ontology annotation, cellular component: COPI vesicle coat. Lineage: Eukaryota; Fungi; Ascomycota; Sordariomycetes; Hypocreales; Nectriaceae. Gene Ontology annotation, biological process: endoplasmic reticulum to Golgi vesicle-mediated transport; intra-Golgi vesicle-mediated transport; retrograde vesicle-mediated transport, Golgi to endoplasmic reticulum. The record is from RefSeq and is a predicted model, not a curated record. The coding region runs from base 77 to 961 and encodes 294 amino acids. Gene Ontology annotation, molecular function: structural molecule activity; protein binding.
GGUGUUCUCAAGGGACGUUUUCAGGGACAACACUUAUACGCAAUUGUAAAGAAUCAUACAAGCAAUAACCGUCAAAAUGGACCCUUACUCUACCGAAGGCGAAUUGAUCAACAUCCACAACUACUUCCACCAGGGCCAGUACCAGGAAGUUGUCGACUUCGAUACCUCGUCCUUCUCCCCUGACAACGCCCUGCCCGUUCGCGUCCUAGUCCUCCGAGCUCGACUGGCUCUUGGCCAAGCUGAAGAUGUCCUCGACGAAGUGAAGGGUGAAUCCGAGCCCGAGUUCCAGGCUCUUGGUGCUCUUGCUGAGCUGAACUUGGGCAAGACCGAUUCCGCAGUCCAGACGAUCGAGAAGCUUGUGUCUUCGGCCGCCGACAACACAACGGUUCAGGUUAUUGGAGGAACAGUUCUUCAAGCUGCUGGAAAAUCUGAGGAGGCUCUUGCUCUCCUUACCCAACAUCAGGGAAGCCUCGACGCCGUCUCCCUUAUCGUUCAGAUUCACUUGCAACAAAACCGAACCGACCUCGCUCUGAAGGAAGUCUCCGCUGCUCGACGAUGGGCCCAGGAUAGUCUCUUGGUUAACUUGGCCGAGUCUUGGGUUGGACUGAGAGUGGGUGGUGAGAAGUACCAGCAGGCUUUCUACGUCUAUGAGGAGCUUGCCCAAGCUCCCUCGACUUCAUCAGUACGCAGUCUUGUCUCGCAAGCUGUCUGCGAAUUGCACCUUGGACGAACAGAAGAGGCACAGGCUGCCCUGGACCAGGCUUUGGAAAAGGAUGCCAACAACGCCGAUGCCAUUGCCAACUUGCUCGUCCUCAAUGUCAUCUCUGGCAACAAGUCCGAUGAGUUUACACAGAAACUUCAGAGCGCCAAGCCUGAUCACCAGUACCUAGCCGACUUGGAAGAGAAGAGCGCCCUGUUCGACAGAGCUGCCACGAAGUACAGCCCCAAGGUUUCAGCAUAAUUUUGAACUUGGGUGUAUGAAUUGCUAGAUUUAAUGAUGGGCACACGGUUGAUAGAAGAAUUGCAUCCCUUAGCGACGAGUAUCGAGAUCUUGUGUAUGUGUUGUGCCGUAACAGCUGGCAAAUGGCGUAUGUAGUGCCUCUAUGUUUAUAAGAAGUCGGGCAAAGGCCACAGUGAUGGAAAUAGAACAAAAAGUCUUUCUUAUUGCUAGGAUCUCGUCUCGCAAUCUGUUACUGCGAGCGUAUUCCGUGGGUUGGUUCUUAUUUGUGGCUCUGACAGUACCUAUAUAU